AUGCUUCCACAGAGGGUAGCCAGAUGGCCAACCCAUUCCCUAACGAGGAACCUCAGACCAUCACAAAAAGCACCACUACCCACCCGACAGCUCCAGCUCCAGCUCCAGCUCCGAAGCUGCUCGACAUGUGAAGCUACCACCCCCGCUGCCAGCCAAACCACCACCCCACCAUCCAACAAACCAUCCAAGAAAACACCACCACCACCACCACCACCAGCACCAGAAAAACCACCCCCAGACCACCGAACCCUCGGCCUCCACCAAAAACUCUUCACCACCUCCAUCUACUCCCCCGGCUCCGCCUUCUUCCUCCCCUCGGGCACCCGCAUCUUCAACCGCCUCGUCACCUUCCUCCGCAACCAAUACGUCCGCUACGGCUUCGAAGAAGUAAUCACCCCCCUCAUCUACAAAAAAGACCUCUGGGCCAAGUCGGGCCACCUCGAAAACUAUGCCCAGGACAUGUACACCGUCACCGGCGCCCGCCACGCAUCCCCGGAAGAAACCGAAGAAACCGACCGCGAAUACGGCCUCAAACCCAUGAACUGCCCCGGCCAUUGCCUCAUCUUUUCCAGUCAGAAACGCUCCUUUCGCGACCUCCCCAUCCGCUACGCCGACUUCUCCCCUCUCCACCGAAACGAAAACACAGGCUCCCUCACCGGCCUCACUCGUGUGAGGAGGUUCCACCAGGAUGAUGGGCAUAUUUUCUGUCGUCCCGUUCAAAUAGAGGAGGAGAUUAAAAAGUCGCUGGAGUUUGUCAAGCAUACUUAUGCCACCCUUGGAUUGGGGCCGUAUCGGUUGGCGUUGUCUACCCGACCAGAACAAUACAUUGGUUCACUGGAAGAUUGGGACAAUGCAGAGAAUGCCUUGAAAAGGGCGUUGGACAAGAGCGGGGCGGACUGGACGGUUAAUGAGGGAGAUGGGGCGUUUUAUGGACCAAAGAUUGAUAUUGUCUUGAGGGAUAGUCAUGGGAAGGAGCACCAGACUGCGACGAUACAACUUGAUUUUCAGCUGCCUAAGAGGUUUGAGUUGGAGUAUAUCGCUCCCGCGCCGGAGCUGGAACAAAAGGGGGAGACGACUACUGACCCGGAGUUGCUGGCGAGCUUUGGGCCGGUGAGACCGGUGAUGAUACACCGGGCGGUGCUGGGGUCUGUGGAGAGGUUGAUGGCGUUGUUGAUUGAGCACUAUGAUGGGAAGUACCCGUUGUGGUUGAACCCAAAUCAGAUCAAGAUUAUUACUUUGAAUGAUACCGAGCCGGUGGUGGAGUGGGCUACUCGGGUGAGGGAGAGGUUGUUGGGGAUCGCGGAUGGGGAUGUUACUCCGACGCAUUUUGCGGUUGAUCUUGAUACCAGCGCGAGACCGAUUGCUGUCAAGAAGGCAGAGGCUGUUGGUGCGGGAGUGAGUGUGGUGGUUACUAUUGGGGCUUCAGAGGUGGAGGGUAAAUCUCUCAGUGUUGACAUGUCUGCUGUUACUGGGUCGAGGAAGAGGGUGAUGAUGGGACCCGAGGAGCUGAGGGCUUGGGUGGGGGAGAGGGUUGCUGCUCAUGAGUAG
Podospora pseudocomata is the source of this 1548-nucleotide messenger RNA. RefSeq names its product threonyl-tRNA synthetase (gene MST1). Gene Ontology annotation, cellular component: cytoplasm. The record is from RefSeq and is a predicted model, not a curated record. The transcript has a single exon. Gene Ontology annotation, biological process: threonyl-tRNA aminoacylation. Bases 1 to 1548 code for a protein of 515 amino acids. NCBI's taxonomy places the organism in Eukaryota, Fungi, Ascomycota, Sordariomycetes, Sordariales, Podosporaceae. Gene Ontology annotation, molecular function: ATP binding; threonine-tRNA ligase activity.